AUGCCAUGUCGAUCACUUCAGCACAACUUGUCACUCAAAGAUACUUAUUUUGGCGCGGCGAUUGCCCGCCUUAUCGUGUGGCGUCAUGGCGCGGCGUUUGCCGCCCAAUUAUUUCUAUCGGUGGCGGUAGGUAUUGUGCUGGAUAAGCAUGGUGACGCGGUGACGCGUAGUGAGUCGGCGUUGGAUGGUGGCGACUGCGAAGACUACCUCGAGGCGGGAUUUGAGAGCGUGCUGGCGUCUACGUAUACGGCGAGUGAGGGCGAGUCGAGGAGCGAGUUGGCAGAGCGCGCAACAACCCGGAGAGUGGCGGGGUUCGCGACAGCCGAAGCGAGAUACGAGCGGAGAACGGACGGAGGACUAGCGAGUGAAGCUACUGGGCUCUGGACGGCGUGGAGCGACUGCACUGUCGGCUGA
Phytophthora nicotianae INRA-310 is the source of this 414-nucleotide messenger RNA. RefSeq lists its product as hypothetical. The transcript has 3 exons. NCBI's taxonomy places the organism in Eukaryota, Oomycota, Peronosporomycetes, Peronosporales, Peronosporaceae. The coding region runs from base 1 to 414 and encodes 137 amino acids. The record is from RefSeq and is a predicted model, not a curated record.